GAAAAUAUAUAAUCUGAAUUAUGAUUAUUCUGUUUUCCAAUUAUGCAGUACGAUUUUCCUGUCAGCUAAUGCGUUCUGCUGAAGUUGUUACGUGGUGCUCUGUCAAAGCAUAAUCAGGUCGUUUUCCACAAGCAGACUGGGCUGCCACUGAUGAUAUUUCCUUCUCCCUUGAGAAGAACUUCUCUAUUCACUCUUGCAGCAUCUUGCUUUGUUUGCAAACUGGAAUAAUCCAAACCAUGCUGUAGCUUGGCAGAUCACUUUCAAUUCAAAUUCAGGCUAUCAUUCCCUGUGGAGUACAAUAAGGACUGUAAUAUAGUGGGAGAUUUGAAAAUUGUAUUCAAUGGGAGAUAAUGAAAAAGUCUUGAGCUAUGGUGAUGUUAUAUUAAGGAAAUCUGAUUUGAAGAUUCUUCGAGGUCCAUACCAUCUUAAUGAUCGCAUUAUUGAAUUCUACUUCUGUUACCUUUCUAAUUCAAUAUCUCCUACAAUCAACUUUGUUGCACCUUCAGUAUCGUUUUGGAUUCUUAAUGUUCCUGAUGUUGAUUCUAUCAAACUAUUUGUUGAUCCAUUAAAGCUUCCAGAGAAGGAGCUGGUUCUUUUCCCUAUCAAUGACAAUGAAAAUUUCAGCCUGGCAGAAGGUGGAACACAUUGGAGCUUGCUUGUAUAUGACAGAAAGAAGAAUGUCUUUGAGCACUAUGACAGUUCAUCAAUAAACAAAUCAUAUGCAAGAAAAUUAUUCACAAAUAUUAAAGAUUUUAUGGGUCCUUCCUCAGCUUCUGCCACAUUUAUUGAACAUUUCACACCUCGGCAAAGAAAUGGCCAUGAUUGUGGUCUUUAUGUCCUUGCUAUAGCAAAAGAGAUAUGCUCAUACAGAGGAGACACUUUGGGUGAAGACUGGGAAUCUGUGCUAAAAGCACGUGUAACCCCAACUGCAGUGAGUGAGAUGAGAAAUCAAAUCCUAGAGAUUAUCAAUGAUCUGUCCAACCAGAAGGGGAAUUCUGUUUCUUCUUAAGUUCUUAUUGUUCUUGAUUAUGAGGUGAGAUGGACUGGUUACUACUUUUUCUUUGUAACGAGCUAUCAUUUUAAGAAACUGAUUAACUGGCUCGCAUUGACUGCAUCCUCGUGUAUACCUACCUAGACAACUAAUGAGAGGGAAGAGAGGGAUAUAUGUUUGGUGAUGGUUUAUUACUUAGGGUUUCAUACCAUGAUAGGAAUUGGGAAAAUAUUUUAAUAGAAGUAAUGUUUGUAUUACAACUUUCCAUAUGCAGUUUUUGUCAAGUUACUUUUCUGGGGCUAACAUAAAUAGCUUUGAACAGGCUUCAAUGUUAUAACAAGUGUUGCUUUGACUGAAAAUCUAAAAACAUGUUUUUAGAAUACACUAUUGAGUAAAUAUUUAGUCUACUUUUGCAGCAAGUUCAAGGGCAAAAAGGCUAAAAGCUUUUGGCAAAUCUCAAAAUGGCAGUUGAAUUUGUAAUGCCUAACAAACCAUGCUCAAGUGUAUUGCUAAACUUGACUGUGUACUGUAGUGUUUGACAUUGAUGGUUCAUGGAAAGAGGGAAGGUGGGAAAGGGAGCAUUAUAGUUGCAGGAAUCAUGAGAAAUUGCUGCUUGCCAAAGAAAAUAUUUUUUUGAACGAAAAAAAAAGAAUUUUCCAUUAAUUGGGUUAAUGAUUUUUUAUUCAAAA
Cryptomeria japonica (Japanese cedar) is the source of this 1680-nucleotide messenger RNA. Its product is annotated as NEDD8-specific protease 1. Gene Ontology annotation, biological process: proteolysis. The coding region runs from base 341 to 1009 and encodes 222 amino acids. Gene Ontology annotation, molecular function: deNEDDylase activity; cysteine-type peptidase activity. The transcript has 3 exons. The record is from RefSeq and is a predicted model, not a curated record. Lineage: Eukaryota; Viridiplantae; Streptophyta; Pinopsida; Cupressales; Cupressaceae.